Alosa alosa (allis shad) is the source of this 1589-nucleotide messenger RNA. RefSeq names its product DNA-damage-inducible transcript 4 (gene ddit4). The transcript is spliced from 3 exons. The record is from RefSeq and is a predicted model, not a curated record. Gene Ontology annotation, molecular function: 14-3-3 protein binding. Gene Ontology annotation, cellular component: cytoplasm. Gene Ontology annotation, biological process: apoptotic process; negative regulation of TOR signaling; response to hypoxia. Lineage: Eukaryota; Metazoa; Chordata; Actinopteri; Clupeiformes; Clupeidae. Bases 198 to 881 code for a protein of 227 amino acids.
CAGCUGAGCUUUGCAGUAGUGCUUGGCUCUGAGACCGUACGGACACAGCGUAAUGAGCACAUCUACCCCUUUGUUUCUUUAGCAGUUCAUUUCUUGGAUGUACCAGUGAAGUCAAUAUAAACCCUGGACAAAGAACACGAUCGUAAAUCGUCGUAGAUUCGAUUGUCACGGAUAACGUAAUAUCAUCUGCAAUUAUCAUGCCUGAGAAAUUUUGUGGAAGCUUUUCUUCGGACGAUGGGAGCUUUCCCCCAUCCCCAACAGCCGAUGGUGCAUCGAAGCGUUUGUCUUGGGGGAAACUCGUACAAAAACUCACGGAGUUCAGUGGAACGACCAGCCCUGGCCACAUCUCGGACUCCGACUCGGACAGCAACAGUAGAGAUUUAUCAGACUCGGGAUCCUUUUGCAUACCAGAAUUGUCUUCCGACUACGACUGGUUCCACGAUCCCCUGGAGGAGACCCUUAGAAAAGAAGCUGUGGCCUUAAUAGCUCGACGUUUGAUUGAAGCCAAAGACGGGACUCUUCGCUGCAGCAAACUGCUCAUACCCGAGAAACUUCUUGAACAUAUCGGCCAGGAGCUCAUUCACCUGGCUGCAACUGAGCCAUGUGGCCUGCGGGGGGCGCUCGUGGAACUGUGUGUGGAGCAGGGAGACUCUUGCUUGAAUAUGGGCCAGAUACCCGUGGACCCCUACGUUGUCCCAACGUUCCAGCUGACACUGGUGUUAAGGUUGGACUCUGGAGGUCUGUGGCCUAAGAUCCAAGGACUAUUUAGUAACAAGUCCCCAGUUGCACCCAUUGUCAGGAACGCACUGAGACUGAGCACUGGUUUCCGGGUCAUCAAGAGAAAAUUCUACAGUCCAGAGGAGUUGAUAGAAGAGUGCUAAACAGGCCCUAGCCUACUGGUGCUUUUUAAAAACUAGAAUUUAAAAAUUGUUUAAUAUAUUGACUUUGAGCGCUGCCAAAUUAGACGGCUUGAGUCAUUUCUUUGUGAUGAAAGAAUGUCUUGACAUCUUGUGGAUGUCCUUGUAUGUCAUCUCAAGAUUUUAUCAAUUAAGAAAAAAUAUCAUGUUUUCUUCACUGUAUGCAUUUAUACUCCUAUAGUGGUAUGGCUAUAAGAAAAACCACAGCAUAAGGUACAGAUAUUUCCAAAUGUUUAACACUUAUCUAGACAGAAGAGAUAUGACUGGGUUGGUUAAAUCCAGUUUAUUGCACGGUUUCCAAUCCAUUGUAUGGGGAUGAGAAGUCUUGGUGCUCCUUUCUGUGUAAUGUUUGUUACUCUGAAAACGUUUACCUCAGUUUCUGUGGAAACCAGACCUAGGCAGCAAGUUGUACGGUCAUGUAGCAUUUUUUAAGUUUACUACAAAGUUAUCCUUUUUGUUUUAAAUUACUUUUUUAAUUUGUAUAUGCAUAUGCCUGUUGCAUGGUGUAUGUAUUUGUUCAAUUUUCACAUGUCCAGCGGUUCUUUCUUGACUCAUGAGUUUCUGGCUGACUUGCAUAUUCACAUGCGUAAUUUAUUUGAUAUUCAAAUAUCGUCAUUGCACUGUUUUUGUACUUUCAUCAAAGAAACUACAGACAAUAAAUUAUUUUUAUGA